Vigna radiata var. radiata (mung bean) is the source of this 1460-nucleotide messenger RNA. RefSeq names its product zinc finger transcription factor YY1. Lineage: Eukaryota; Viridiplantae; Streptophyta; Magnoliopsida; Fabales; Fabaceae. Gene Ontology annotation, biological process: regulation of transcription by RNA polymerase II. The record is from RefSeq and is a predicted model, not a curated record. The transcript is spliced from 6 exons. The coding region runs from base 165 to 1283 and encodes 372 amino acids. Gene Ontology annotation, cellular component: transcription regulator complex; PcG protein complex. Gene Ontology annotation, molecular function: DNA-binding transcription factor activity, RNA polymerase II-specific; RNA polymerase II cis-regulatory region sequence-specific DNA binding.
CUCCCUUUAAGCCUGCGACGACUCCUAGUGAAGAGGAAAAAAAGCAAGAGAGGAACCCAUUAUUGAGAAAAUGCGUCCCUGAAAACACCAAACCCUAAAUCGAGAGAUAAAGGUUCCAAGAAUUUGCGAAACGAAGUGAGUUUUGGCGCGGCGGUGAAUCGUAGAUGGAGAUUCACUACAGUAGCAGCUACUUCGAAAGACGUCCCAUUCUCAAGUCCAAGGCUCCCGCAGUUAAAUGGGUUAAAGAAUGGGUUCCCCAAGAUCUCGUAACAACUGGAGGAAAAUGCAUGCUCUUAAAAUGGGUAACAGAGGAUACCUUGAAGACCUUGAAAGAAAAGACAACAGAACCAACAAUGCCUGAGCCAGAACCAGAGCCAACUACUGAAGUACUUUUUCUUUGUAGCUAUGAUGGAUGUGGAAAGACAUUCAUAGAUGCUGGUGCAUUGAGGAAGCAUUCUCACAUCCAUGGAGAGAGGCAAUAUGUCUGUCACUACGAGGGGUGUGGAAAGAAAUUUCUGGAUAGCUCAAAAUUGAAAAGACAUUUUCUCAUUCAUACAGGGGAGAGGGAUUUUGUGUGUCCUCAUGAAGGUUGUGGUAAGGCCUUUUCCUUGGAUUUCAACUUAAGGUCUCAUAUGAAAACACAUUCCCAAGAGAACUAUCAUAUCUGCCCGUACCCAGAUUGUGGAAAGAGAUAUGCUCACGAAUACAAACUAAAGAAUCACAUUGCAUCUCAUCAUGAAAAGAAUGCAUCAGUGGAUGUGACAAAGUACACUACUCCACCUUCAGAGAAGCAAACAAAAACUGCUAAAUCGUCUGGAGGGGCAUAUGGUUCUGCAUCAUCCGACCGUCCCUAUGCAUGUCCAUAUGAUGGGUGUGAAAAGGCAUAUAUCCAUGAAUACAAGCUUAGACUGCAUUUGAAGAGGGAACACCCGGGGCUUAUGCCUGAUGAAAAUGCUGAGCAUGCUCAGGCUAAUAAUGUUGACAAUGAAAUGGAUGAAGCAAGUGACCAAGAUGCCUAUAUCACGAAACGGUCAAAUGGUAAAAUUCAGAAACAGAGUAGGCCUAAACCAAGUCUUAAGUUGCCUCCUUCCAAAAUUGCAAAACGCAAAGUGUCCACUCCCACUAUAACUGUAAAUAAAAAUUCUUGGCCCGUGAAAGAUGAACCUUUUGAUGAAGAAGAUAGUGAGGAAACAGAAGAAGAUCGUGACAAUGUUGAAGAUGGUUGGAGAUAUACUGGAGGAAACAAUGAAGAUGACGAUGAAGAAACAGAAUAUGAAGACUGAAAAUUAGUUAAGGCAGCCUCUAUGAAACUUGCUUCCUUAGAGAAAUAUAUUUUCUUUUUCUUCUACAAAAAAAAAAAAAAAAUCAGUUGUCUCGUUUUUAUUUGGCUAAGGAAAUGGUGUCUUGUGAAACUGAGUUGGCUGUUUACAUGCAUUAGGAAGGACUCCUAACUAUCUCUA